AGAUAAACUGGGAAUAUAAACAGCUUAGUCUGCAUUUUCUUCUGAUAAUUAAACUCGAAUAAUACACUACAAUAUUGGUCUACAAAUUAGUAUAAAUAUGUUGUGAUGUUAUUUAUAAUUAUAUAUUAGAAAAGUUAGGAACCGUUCUUUCGGGUGUGUUUUGACAGCCGGACUCGAUUUACUGCUGCGAGUGUUUGUUUACUUCCGCUCAGUUGUGCUGUUCUGCUAGUAGCUUUGAAAUGCAGCAGCGGGAGGAGAAGCAGCUGGAGGCGUCAAUAGAGUCUCUGGUCACUCGCGUGGCUCAUCUGAAAGGUUCCCUGCAGAGUUUCAUUUAUAAACUGGAAAAUGAGUAUGAGAGGCUCACGUGGCCCUCUGUGCUGGAUAAUUUCGCCCUUCUGUCUGGGCAGCUAAACACUAUCAACAAGCUGUUAAGAAAUGAGAAGACCCCAUCAUACAGGUCACAGGUCAUCAUACCCCUGCUGCUGUCUCCUGAUCGAGAUGAAGAGCUGGCAAAACUAACAGAGCAGCGAGUGCCUGUGUUCAGCCAUGAGAUCGUGCCGGACCACCUCAGGACUAAACCUGACCCAGAGGUUGAAGAACAAGAGAAACACCUGAGUGCCGAAGCAGCCCGGAUCGGACCUGAAGUAGCUCAGAAACAGAUCCAAACAUUGAAUAAACUUUGCUCUAAUCUUUUGGAAAAGCUGAAUAAUCCUCGUGACGACAGAGACUCUGAAACAUCAGGUAGUUUAAACGUUGCUCCUAGGUUUUAUAUUUGCCAGUUUUUCAUGUGUGCAAAGUCAUUAGAUGUUAAAUGCAUGUUUCUAUUCAGCUUAAGACAAAACAAGCCAUCCUUCAAUCCGGCUGACACUAAUGCACUGGUGGCAGCGGUGGGGUUCGGAAAGGGUCUGUCGAAAUGCAGACCACCUGGACCCGUCGCCCCGGGUCACCCUGGACAGCCGAUGAUGUCAACAGGCCCCACACUACAUCAGGUCACAGUCGCUGGAACCUCGAGCCAUCAGGCUGGCAUGGGCGGGCAGGUCGCCCAACAGCAGCCUGGACAACCUGGUAAAAUGCCCAGCAAUAUCAAGACUAACAUCAAGUCUGCAUCUGCAUCCAUGCAUCCUUACAACCGAUGAGUUUCAUGCAUAAAUGCUGCAUUUUGUGAUACGAUGCUUGGUAUUUAAGACAACAAAAGCUCAUUUGUUUUGUGCAUUUUCAAUAAAAGCAUUUUUUAAAAUAA
Molecule: messenger RNA, 1240 nt
Organism: Ctenopharyngodon idella (grass carp)
Lineage: Eukaryota; Metazoa; Chordata; Actinopteri; Cypriniformes; Xenocyprididae
Gene: med8
Product: mediator complex subunit 8
Exons: 6
Coding region: 240-1136 (298 amino acids)
Biological process (GO): regulation of transcription by RNA polymerase II
Cellular component (GO): mediator complex; core mediator complex
Molecular function (GO): transcription coregulator activity; RNA polymerase II cis-regulatory region sequence-specific DNA binding
Source: RefSeq, a predicted model, not a curated record